CAUUGUAGGAAGAGAGCUUUGAGAAGCCAUGAUUGCUCUUGCUUCUUCCAAAGCUUUUUCCUCAAUCUCUACUACUUUCACAUCAUCCAACCGUUCGAAUCUUGUGUUAGCUUGCUCCUGUUCAAACCAUGAACAGAGAAGAAGAAGAACAGUGAUCUUUGGCUCGAGUUUGGCUCUCGCGUCGUCUCUGCUUGUUUCCAACCAACAGAAGUUUCCAGUGGAAUCUGCGAUCGCAUUGGAACAAGUUAAAGAAGAGGAGCUUGAGGAGGCAGAAGAGAGAAAUGUCAACCUCUUUCAGAAAACUUCAUCGUCUGUUGUGUUCAUAGAAGACAUUGAGCUUCCUAAAACGUCUUCUGAUGAAUCCAGUGCUGAGGAUAAUGCAAAGAUUGAAGGGACUGGUUCUGGCUUUGUUUGGGAUAAGCUUGGUCACAUUGUACGCAUAAAUGAUGAAAAGCCCUUACCAAACCUCAAGUCUCUUGUCUGAACUCUUGGAAAACUGAAAAAAACUUGUUUGUUGUACAAUUGUAGGUGACAAAUUAUCAUGUGAUUGCCAAGUUAGCUACUGAUCAGAGUGGAUUACAACGUUGUAAGGUCUCCCAUCUUCUUUAAAUCCAUUUG
Eruca vesicaria subsp. sativa (arugula) is the source of this 618-nucleotide messenger RNA. NCBI's taxonomy places the organism in Eukaryota, Viridiplantae, Streptophyta, Magnoliopsida, Brassicales, Brassicaceae. The record is from the annotation of a GenBank genome assembly.